Messenger RNA from Venturia canescens, 2090 nucleotides. Its product is annotated as alkylated DNA repair protein alkB homolog 8. The transcript has 7 exons. NCBI's taxonomy places the organism in Eukaryota, Metazoa, Arthropoda, Insecta, Hymenoptera, Ichneumonidae. Gene Ontology annotation, molecular function: tRNA (5-carboxymethyluridine(34)-5-O)-methyltransferase activity; S-adenosylmethionine-dependent methyltransferase activity; tRNA binding. The record is from RefSeq and is a predicted model, not a curated record. Gene Ontology annotation, biological process: tRNA methylation; tRNA wobble uridine modification. Gene Ontology annotation, cellular component: cytoplasm; nucleus. Bases 308 to 2077 code for a protein of 589 amino acids.
AUUUUAUCAUUUAAGAGCACCACAACGGACGUGAAUUAUCCAAUAAUUAGUAUUUUAGUAUGAAAGAAAAACAAACGAACCUCGUGAAAUCGUAACAAGAUUUUUCGAACCGCGAAAUGUGGCGGCUACAAAUAGCUACAGAAAAUCGACUGCACUGCCAUCAUCCUAACCACCUGAGAAGCUCGUUGCACAACACCGUAAGAGGAAGUGGAUAUCGCAGAUUGCUACUAUAUAGAAUUAACACCAUGUGACAUUUUGAGGUUAAUAUAAUAUCAUCUGAAUUUAUGGUGCUGACGAAAAUAUAAAAAUGGAAAACAAUAACAGCGUUUCAGAACGAAAAUGUGCGCGAAAACAACGUCGUGCUCACCAUCGUCUCGUGAGAGACAUGAACAUAAAAUGCACCGAACAACCAACCGAAAACAUAGUCGUCUGCAAUGCUGGCCUUGUCACAGGACUUUGUCGAGAAACUUUAGAACUUAUUGUUCAGGAAGUUCUGAGUGAUUACUGGGUAUCAAUGCCGUCUGGAAAAUCUUACUGUUUCGUAAAAUGUAAAUCUAAGGAUGAUGCACUGACAUUGUAUAAUAAAAUACAUGGCCGAAAAACCCUUGACAAAUCAAAAAAUCCCUUGUAUUUGUCAUUUGUAGAAACUGUUCCAGUUUUUGAGGAAGAAAAAUCCACUGAGCCUAGUCUCCCUCCUGGUUUGGUACUUAUUGAGGAAAUUAUUACGCCGGAAGAAGAAAUUCUGCUAUUGCAGAGCAUCGAUUGGGACAAAAAUGGACAAACAUUACCUGAUCUGAAACAUAGAAAAGUCAAGCAUUAUGGUUACGAGUUUCGUUACGAUACAAAUAACGUGGACCCGAAUAAUCCAAUCGAGCCAAUACCGCAAGAAUAUCACUUUUUGCAAAAAUUGUUUACAAAACAUGAGUGUGGGAAAUUCCAGUAUGAUCAACUGACCAUUAAUCAUUACUUGCCUGGCCAAGGAAUUCCACCGCAUAUUGAUACCCACAGUGUUUUUGAGGACCCGAUUCUUUCGCUGUCAUUGCAGUCUGCUUGUGUAAUGGAUUUCAAACGAGGCGACAGAAAAAUUAGUCUUUUAUUACCUCCUCGAUCGCUUUUAAUAAUGUCCGGAGAGUCAAGAUACGCUUGGUCUCACGGAAUUUGUCCACGACACAAUGACAUCAUCAACACAAGUACCGGAAUAACGACGCAAGAGCGAGGCACUAGAAUAUCUUUCACGUUCCGAAAAGUUCGUUCCGGCAAUUGUCCGUGUUUUUAUGACGAGUAUUGCGACACAAGGGAAAAUCUUUCUGAACGAAAUAUCGGAAAUUCUGUUGCACCAGGAUUGGAGUCUUCUUACGUUCACGAGGUUUAUGAACAAAUAUCCAGUCAUUUUGACGAAACUCGGCACAAACAAUGGCCCAACGUUUCAAAAUUCAUUGACACGAUACAGCCGGGUGGUUUGCUUCUCGAUGUCGGAUGCGGAAAUGGAAAAUAUCUCAUAAAUAAGCCAAACAUUAUUAAGCUUGGUUGUGAUCGCAGUUCUGGUCUCGCUGCAAUCUGUCGAAAAAGAGACUUCGAAGUUUUUUUGUGCGACUGUCUCGCUUUACCAUUUGCGAGUGAUUCGGUCGAUGCAAUAAUAAGUAUAGCGGUGAUCCAUCAUUUGUCGACGGAGGAGAGAAGAAAGCAAGCAAUUUCAGAGAUGAUUCGUGUGCUGAGACGAGAUGGACGAUGUCUGAUUUACGUUUGGGCGAAGGAGCAGCAAAAAGAUUCGGUAGAUUCGACGUACUUGAAAUUCAACAAUCCGCAAAAGAAAAAGCAAACAACGGAGAAGAGCACUGAAAUACGAGCUAUCGCAGAGACAGGAUUAAUUUUACCGGUUCAUGAAAAUCGUACGAAUUUCAAUCACAGCGACGUUCUCGUUCCAUGGAAGAGAAAAGGGGGUGGAAACUUUUUACGCUUUUACCACGUAUUCGAAGAGAACGAGCUAUUUGAUUUGUGCUCGAAACUGUCGAGCACGAGUGUAGAAAAAAUAUACUACGAUCAGGGUAAUUGGUGCGCGAUACUUCGAAAAAUAUAAGUGAAAAAAGUAA